AUGAGCACGAUUACGUACGUGCCUUGCACAAGUACCUUGGCCAAAUAUUGACUUUGUUCGACUCACAAAGUCACGGCAAGUAGGCAAGCAGUACUGCAGUAGCAGUAGCAAUUUUCAUAUGUACAGAAAGCAGUGGGCUCUCAGUUGCUACCUGCAGCCUGCAAGUAUAGGUAGGCCGGCAACGAUGGGGCGUCGUCGUCUUCUGCUGUGCCUUGUGAUAUCUAUGCAUCAGGUAGUGCUCAUCGGCACCGUCGUCGCCGCCGGCGGUCGGCCACCGGCGAUGUACGUGUUCGGGUCCUCGAUACUGGACGUCGGCAACAACAACUACCUGCCGGGGCCGGCCGCCGACAAGGCCAACUAUCCCUACAACGGCAUCGACUUCCCCGGCUCCAUCCCCACCGGAAGGUUCAGCAACGGCUUCAACAUCGCCGACUACGUCGCGAAGAACAUGGGAUUUACUUGUAGCCCUCCUGCCUACCUGUCCCUGGCACCGACGAGCUCCUCCGGCGGCCCUCUGGUCCACGCCGCUCUCACCAAUGGAGUCAACUAUGCUUCCGGAGGAGCUGGGAUCCUCGACUCCACUAACGCCGGAAACACCAUCCCGUUGUCGAAGCAGGUGGAGCACUUCGGCGCCACCAAGGCUAAGAUGGCCGCCGCAGCGGGCACCCACGCGGUGAACGCGCUGCUCUCUAGGUCCGUCUUCCUCCUCGGCAUCGGCAACAACGACAUGUAUGCCUUCGCGGCCGCCGAGCUGGUGGCGCCGCGGAAUAGGUCAGCGGCGGACCAGCGCAGGGACGCCGCCGUGCUCUACGCCAACCUCCUCUCCAACUACUCCGCCACCGUAACGGGAUUGUACUCGAUGGGUGUCAGGAAGCUGGCCAUCGUCAACGUGUGGCUAGUCGGCUGCGUGCCGGGGGUGCGGGCGUUCAGCCCGGUGGGCGCAUGCUCGGACACGCUGAACCAGCUCGCCGCCGGCUUCGACGACGCGCUCCGGUCCCAGCUCGCCGGCCUCGCGCCCAGGCUGCCGGGCCUCGUCUACUCCCUGGGCGACGCCUUCGGCUUCACGCGGGACGCCGUGGCGGACCCGCGGGCGCUCGGGUACACGGACGUCGCCGCCGCGUGCUGCGGGAGCGGGCGGGCGCCGUGCCUGCCCAACUCCACGCUCUGCGCCGACCGCGACCGGCAUCUCUUCUGGGACCGCGCGCACCCGUCGCAACGGACCGCGUUUCUCAUGGCCCAGGCGUUCUAUGAUGGGCCGGCUAAGUACACUACUCCCAUUAACUUCAUGCAGAUGGCCCAGUCCAAGUAGAGAGAGAAACCGUGGAGAGUUCUAAGACUUGACAAGUAAUUAUUCAUAAGUACUAUACUACUGAUUUAAGAGUACAAGUUUGUGUUACACUCAUUUUUUGGCA
This is a messenger RNA of Sorghum bicolor (sorghum), 1412 nucleotides long. Its product is annotated as GDSL esterase/lipase At5g55050. Bases 119 to 1309 code for a protein of 396 amino acids. The transcript has 4 exons. Gene Ontology annotation, molecular function: hydrolase activity, acting on ester bonds. The record is from RefSeq and is a predicted model, not a curated record. Lineage: Eukaryota; Viridiplantae; Streptophyta; Magnoliopsida; Poales; Poaceae.